This is a messenger RNA of Rodentolepis nana, 1497 nucleotides long. NCBI's taxonomy places the organism in Eukaryota, Metazoa, Platyhelminthes, Cestoda, Cyclophyllidea, Hymenolepididae. The record is from the annotation of a GenBank genome assembly.
AUGUUAAGCAAUGGUGACGACACUAUAAUAGAACAGCACAGCCAUUUGAACAAUGAAACAUCCUCGACUUUUAGUCAUCGAUCUCAUGAACAAUCAGAGUCUACUUAUUCACCCCUAAGUCCCAAACUUAUUAUUCGCGUUGGUGCAAAGCAAAUUAUAAGUCUUUUCAUUCCAGUAUCAAUAUGCAUGUUUUUCGUUGCCUUCAUAAGCAAGAAUGUUCCAUUCUUUUCUAAAACUGACGCUCAUUUCGUAUAUGCACCGUUUAACACUCCAAAUGCUGAUAUCGGUACACAAACUUGGCAGACUCUAGUCAAUGUUGCCAUAAUUUUAACCUUUGUCAUUGUAACAACUUUCAUACUUGUGCUGCUGUUUAAAUUCAAGUGUUACAAGUUUCUGACAGGGUGGUUGAUUAUGGCAACAUUCGCUGUGGUCUUUUUAGCCUCAUUCACAUUCUUUGCGCAAUUAUUGCAAGCCUCAAGGAUCUUCUUUGACAAUAUAACAUUUGCAAUCUUACUCUGGAAUUUUGGAGUGUUGGGCCUCAUUUCCAUUCACUGGCGCGGUCCUCUUGUCUUGCAACAGGCUUACCUUAUUUUCAACAGUGUUGUUGUGGCUCUCACUCUCCUGCGAUUUCUACCAAAAUGGACCUGUUGGGUGCUUCUCGGUGCGAUAUCCAUUUGGGAUCUAAUAGCUGUACUAUGUCCGCGUGGUCCUCUUCGAAUGUUGGUUGAGAUGGCACAAGAGCGCAAUCUUCCCCUCUUUCCUGCCAUCAUCUACUCUACUGCUGCAGCCUACAUUGCUGAUUCCGCGAGUCCCUCCUCACCUACGACGACUAGGAAACCUAGAGAGGAAGCAAUUCCAUUGAAGACAGCAGAUGAGAGGACGGGAGCUCAAACGCUGGUAAAUCUGAAUGAAAUGCCUCCCGCCUCUCUUCGCCGUAGACAUCCUGAGUCCUCUUCACUGGCUCCUACUCAUGACUCUGGCUAUGAAACGCGCGGCCAAACACAUCCAAAUGGAGCAAUGAAUGAUGGGAACCGUGUUAAAAGUAAUCGAUCCCAUCAGCCAAUUGAUGGUUCUAAUAGUCACCAAGAGUGGCACGAUUCGAGUCCUCCAUUGACAACCGGGACAAAUGAAGCCCUGUCUCAUGAGAUGGUAGCUAGCGGGGAUCAAUUGGAAGCACCGAAUGAAUGGUUACGAGACGUUCAAGAGGAUAUAAUUGACCGCGAGGAGCGAGGUGUUAAACUUGGCCUGGGAGAUUUCGUCUUCUACAGUGUGUUAAUAGGUCGGGCAUCAUUAGAUGGUGAUAUUCUAACAGCGAUAUCCUGCUAUGUGGCAAUUCUAGUGGGAAUGUGUUUGACAAUUGUGGCAUUAGCAGUUGCGCGCAGGGCCCUCCCCGCUCUUCCAAUCUCCAUCAUUUGUGGCAUUAUUUUCUACUUCUCUACUGCUGCCGUUAUAACGCCUUUUAUUCACGCAGUAUCUGAGAGACGACUUUUCUUCUAG